Messenger RNA from Colletotrichum fioriniae, 750 nucleotides. The record is from RefSeq and is a predicted model, not a curated record. NCBI's taxonomy places the organism in Eukaryota, Fungi, Ascomycota, Sordariomycetes, Glomerellales, Glomerellaceae.
AUGCAUAUCCAGUCGAUUCCCAUGUGGGUGGGCAGUAGUAACAACUACGCCUACCUGGUCAAGGACGACAAGACCAACGACGCCGUCAUUAUUGACCCCGCCAACCCGUCCGAGGUGACACCCGUAUUGCAAAAGGCUAUCAAGAGCGGCGAGAUUAACCUCACCGCCAUCGUCAACACGCACCAACGACAGCAAGGCGAACUGGGCCUGGAUAAGCUCCCCAUCAUCGGCGGCAAGGACUGUGAGGGCGUGACGCGGACGCCGGGCCACGGCGAGUCGUUCAAGAUUGGCGAGGGCAUCGCCGUCAAGGCGCUCCACACGCCGUGCCACACGCAGGACAGCAUCUGCUGGUUCAUGCAGGACGGUGACCAAAAGGUUGUGUUUACGGGCGAUACGCUCUUCAUCAGCGGUUGCGGCAAGUUCUUCGAGGGUAACGCGGAGGAGAUGCACAGCGCGCUGAACAAGACGCUGGCCGCGCUUCCCGACGACACGGUCGUGUUUCCCGGCCACGAGUACACCAAAUCCAACGUCAAGUUCGCCGCGUCGGUGCUUCAGAACGAGGCGAUCCAGAAGCUGCAGGCUUUCGCGGAGAAUAACAAGGAGACGCAGGGCAAGUUUACGAUUGGGGAUGAAAAGAAACAUAACGUCUUUAUGCGCGUCGAGGACCCUGAGAUUCAGAGGGUGACGGGAGAGAGCGAGCCCGUUUCCGUCAUGAAUAAGUUGCGUGAGAUGAAGAAUAACUUCAAGUGA